AGUUAAGGUGAACAGUGACAACAUCGGAGCCGCUGCUGCUUCUUCAGUCUCUCCACACGGCAGGCUGCAGAAUCUCCGACCAUGUCUCUGUCCUUUGAGGGAAGAGUCGUGCUCGUCACUGGGGCAGGAGGAGGCCUCGGCAGAGAAUAUGCCCUGGCUUUUGCUGAAAGGGGAGCCUCGGUAAUAGUGAAUGACCUUGGGGCAGACACUAAAGGGGGCGGAAAGAGUUCUGCAGCCGCUGAUAAGGUGGUGGAGGAGAUAAGAGCGAAGGGAGGAAAGGCUGUGGCCAACUAUGAUUCUGUAGAAGAUGGAGAAAAGCUGAUCCAGACUGCGCUGGACUCAUUCGGCAGAAUAGAUGUUCUUGUAAACAAUGCCGGGAUACUUCGUGACCGAUCAUUUGCCAGGACAAGCGAUUUGGACUGGGACCUGAUUCAGAGAGUUCACCUGAGAGGCUCCUUCCUGGUGACUCGAGCUGCCUGGAAUCACAUGAAAAACCAGAAGUUUGGCAGAAUCAUCAUGACGACUUCAGCCGCCGGCAUCUACGGCAACUUCGGCCAGGCCAACUACAGCGCCGCCAAGCUGGGCCUGCUGGGACUGGCCAACACCUUGGCCAUAGAGGGCCGCAAGUACAACGUCUACUGCAACACCAUCGCUCCCGUGGCCGGUUCCCGCCUCACCGAGACCGUCAUGCCUCCAGACGUCGUCGCGGCUCUGAAGGCGGAGUAUGUUGCGCCUUUGGUCCUCUGGCUUUGUCACGAGGAUUGUCAAGAAAACGGAGGACUGUUUGAGGUCGGUGCUGGCUGGAUUGGUAAAUUGCGAUGGGAGCGUACUAAAGGCCACACUGUGAGACAGAAGAACAAAGCCAUGUCUCCCGAGGCAGUCAGAGACCACUGGGACAAAAUAUGCGAUUUCACUGCCGCCACCAGGCCUUCUGGUAUACAAGAGUCUCUGCAGUCGAUCAUGACUGUGCUGUCCCAGGUGGAGUCGGAUGAAGUCGGUGCAAAUCCAACCGCGUCUGCGGCCGCCACGGGAGGAUCAGCCAUAAAUCCUGCGCUGGCAGUGGGUCAGAAAGUGUCGACGUCUCUGUUCACCUUCAACCACACGCAGUGCAUUCUCUACGCGUUGGGCGUCGGCAUGUCCACGAAGGACCCGGACCACCUACGGUUCCUGUAUGAAAACCAUCCGGACUUCGGCUGCCUCCCCACCUUCGGGGUCAUCGCCUCCCAGGCCGUCCUGAUGGAGGGCGGCCUCUCCUCGGUGCCGGGGCUCGGAAUAGAUUUCACCCAGGUGCUGCAUGGGGAGCAAUAUCUGGAGCUCUACAAGCCUCUGCCAACCUCAGGCACACUCAGGUCUGAGGCCACGGUGGCCGAUGUGUUGGACAAAGGGUCUGGAGCCGUCCUCCUCUUGGAUGUGAACACCUACAACGGGGACGAGCUGCUGUGUUUCAACCAGUUCUCGGUGUUUGUGGUGGGAGCCGGAGGCUUCGGGGGGAAGAGGACUUCAGACAGAGUCAAAGCUGCAGUGCCGCCUCCUAAUCGGGCGCCAGAUGCCGUAGUGAUUGAUUCAACCACAAGAGACCAGGCUGCCUUGUACCGUCUGAGCGGAGACUGGAACCCGCUUCACAUAGACCCCAGCUUUGCCGCCAUGGGAGGCUUCAAGCAGCCCAUCCUGCACGGCCUGUGCUCCUUCGGCUUCGCCGCCAGACACGUCCUCAAGCAGUUCGCAGGCAACGACCCCUCCAGAUUCAAGGCCAUCAAGGCUCGCUUCGCCAAGCCGGUGUUGCCGGGUCAGUCGCUGCAGACCGAGAUGUGGAAGGAAGGAAACAGAGUCCACCUGCAGUGCAAAGUGAAGGAGACGGACGUCGUCGUGCUCGCCGGAGCCUACGUGGAUUUACACGGCGAAUCCGACGCGCCUCUGGAGAAUCUCCCCCAGGGAGGCGGCCUGCAGAGCGAGCUGGUGUUCGCAGAGAUCGGGCGCCGUAUUGAAAGCUUGGGCUCCGAGCUGGUCAGAAAGGUGAACGCCGUGUUCGGCUGGGAGAUCACCAAAGACGGCAAGACCGCGGCACAGUGGACCAUCGACCUGAAGAGCGGCAGCGGCUCUCUGCACAGAGGAGCCGGCGGCGGAAAGGCCGACGUGACCUUCACGGUGUCGGACCAGGACUUCAUGGAGGUGGUUCAGGGGAAGCUCAACCCUCAGAAGGCCUUUUUCUCUGGCAAGCUGAAGAUCCGAGGGAACAUCAUGCUGAGUCAGAAGCUGGAGGUCAUCCUGAAGGACUACGCCAAGCUGUGAGCUCCUCAGCCAACCAAUCGGACGACUCCAGGAGCUAAUCGACCCGUCAGCCCUCAUCUGUCCACUUCUCCGCUCCUCAGUCCCCUGUAUGUGUGUGUGUGUGUGUCUCUGUGUGUACACUUAGACUCUUUCCAUCCAAAAAAUGCAGAGUAAAUAAAGCUCCUGAAUGAAUGAACUGUAAUCUUUAGACUCCAAACGGGAAGUUUUUCAGUCACGAGACUAAAUCAUUUCCAUUAAUCCUGCUAAAGCCGUUUAUCUGGAUCAAGACGAGUUUAAAUAUGAAACAACUUCUCGGCCCGACUGUUAGAUGACUAACCCACCAAUCAGAAACAGUUUUAUGUGUCUGAUACUGUAAUCGACCCAGAGCUGUCAUUAAAACCGAUUAUUCAAGUUGUGAAAAUAACAUUUUUUGAUAAUGAUGAAAUUCUAAUACUCUUUCUGAAAAUAAAGUAAUUGAGAAA
Messenger RNA from Salarias fasciatus (jewelled blenny), 2750 nucleotides. RefSeq names its product hydroxysteroid (17-beta) dehydrogenase 4 (gene hsd17b4). Gene Ontology annotation, molecular function: oxidoreductase activity. The transcript has 25 exons. Bases 82 to 2289 code for a protein of 735 amino acids. Lineage: Eukaryota; Metazoa; Chordata; Actinopteri; Blenniiformes; Blenniidae. The record is from RefSeq and is a predicted model, not a curated record.